AUGCGCAGUAUUGAGAUGAAUCUGAAGGGAGACUUGCCUCGACUGCAAGAGCAGUAUGGCAGUAGACACAACGGGAGACCUACAGCCACGUACAUGUGUGACCACAUUGGCCUACGACGGAUCAAAGCAGGCGCCAAUAGUGGACUUUGGCAGCGCCCAGGCAAAUUCGUCAAGGAGGUUUUUCUGCCACAAGGCUACCCUGACACAGUGAGCAGUGACUACCUACACUACCAGCUGUGGGACACGCUCCAGGCGUUCUGUUCGUCCAUAACGACAAUGCUGGCGACUCUGGCGGUAUUGAAGGGGGUGGGGGUAGGGGACGAUACUGCCACGCCUCUUGCUGCCACCAUCACCUGGAUGUUCAGAGAAGGCCACAUAACUGAUCAUGCUACUUUCUCCUAUAUACCUGCAGAUGGAGCCGGGAUGAUCAGUAAGAUCCUCUUUGCUUGGAUGAAGGGGGUUGAUCUGGACUGCAAUGCCAAGAGGUGGAGACUAGUGGCUGAUGUUCUGAAUGAUGUGGGGAGGUUCCUUGAAUUAGUGGCUCCUUCCCUCCCACACUUGUUCCUCCCCCUGGUUUGCCUGGCCUCCGUGUCAACCGCCAUAGUGGGCACCGCUGGCAUGGCGACGCGAGCUGCUCUGGUCCAACACCAGGCUCGCCGGAACAACAUGGCCGACGUUGCUGCCAAAGACAACAGUCAGGAGACGGUGGUGAACCUGCUGGGGCUGCUUGUCAACCUCUGGGUGUCUUCACUUGUUGCUGAGAGUCAGUUUCUGGUGUGGGCUCUGUUCACUGUGUUCACAGUCCUUCACCUGUGGGCCAACUACAUGGCAGUGUCUGUGGUCUGCAUGGAGACCUUCAACCAGAACAGACUCCAUAUAAUGAUGGAGCACUAUCUGUCUACUGGGGUGGUACUGGAUCCAGCCACUGUCAACACCAGAGAACCUAUCAUUGCCAGGUCUACCAGGAUACUAUCAUACAGACUGGGAGCCAACGCGUCUUCUGUAGUCACCAGUUCUGCAGAGUUCAGAGCGGCAGUAGCCAGAGACAGAGACGGCCACAAACACAUUCUCAAGUACCUGCCAUCACAGAGAAUAGUUCUUGUGGCUCUGAAUGUUGCCAGCUCCACUGUGGACCAGCUACAAGCAGCUCUAUCUAUAGAGGUUCUUGACUACAUUUUGUCAGGGCACUCUUCAUCAAGCAGUCCGGUCUUGGCGCAGUUCAGUCAAGACAUUACAUCUCUACUACGAGGAGGCAAGGGAGAUGAACUUCCCACCCACGUGGAUGACAAAGUCUGUUCAUGCCUGUUUCCCUCCCUACUCCCUGCCCUCUCCCUCGCUGGUUGGGACACCUCUCAUCUUCUCCUAGCCACCAGUGAACCACGCUAUUCAUGGACUCAGGACUCAUGAAUAUUAUUAUGGUGACCUGCACGUGACAGUUAUAAAUAUUAUACAUAUUGGGUUUUCACACAGAAUCAAUGUGCAUGUAUUGAUAGAGAGCUGGUACCGAGUCCCCAUUGUUUCCUAGAUACCUGAGAGCCGGUGGUCAAGUUCUGCAAUUCUCUAAUCGAGUUCUGCAUGUCUUUUCUCUCUCCCUCCUCUCACCCUCUAUUGACAGCAGUCGUACAGUGUCACUGUAUCCUUUGGACAGACAGAUAUUAGAGUGGUAUCUCCGGUGUAGCUCUCUCGCCACGACCUCUAGAACCUCGUCCACGUUCUCCCCAGUCUUGGCCGACACGUAGAGCCACAGCCUGGAGCCUAGUCCUGCACAGAACACCUCCACCCUCUGCUCCGUGAUGUAAGGGUCCCUCUUCAAAUCACUCUUGCUCCCCACCACCACCCAUACAAAGUCACGUCCCACGAACGACUGCGCGUUCUGCACCUCCAGUUCCAUCUUGUAGAACGACACCGCGUCGUCCACGCUGAACAUGAGCACCGCAGCGUGUGCGUUUCUAUAAAAGUUGGACGUGAGGCUCCGGAAUCUCUCUCCACCGGCGGUGUCGUACAGCACCAUCUUGAUGGAGGUAUCCUCGUCGCUGGAGCUACUGCUGGGGACUGGCACGUCCUUGACGUAAUAGUCCACGGCACAGCAGGACGCCCUGGUCGGCGAGAACACUCCGUCGCGUACUCUUAGAAAGAAUGCGGUCUUUCCGACGCCCGCCGUUCCCAGCAGAAUGACCUUAUGUUGAGGCGAGGCUGCGUGCCGGGGCUGCUCCGUGUGCCAGGUAGAUAUCUGGUAUCCUAGCCGGACUGCGUUGCCGCCUGGUUCAGACAUCUUCCAUUCCCAGCUACGAG
Molecule: messenger RNA, 2292 nt
Organism: Geodia barretti
Lineage: Eukaryota; Metazoa; Porifera; Demospongiae; Tetractinellida; Geodiidae
Source: the annotation of a GenBank genome assembly